CCUGAAAAGGUCAUAAUGUAUUUCCGGUUAGACGCUAUUGGUGGAAACAGUUUCGUGUUUUGUAACCGUGUUGCACAAACUCUUUUGUAACUGUUAAAUGCUGGUUGUUAAAUGUUGCUCAGCUGACUGUAAUGCAGCUUUGUUUGCCGGGAAGAUAAUAAAGUGAGACCGCAGUCCGCCUCCAGCAGCCUCUUGUCCGGCUCUUGCUGCAGGAUGUCCUCGGUGCCCAAAGUGAGACUGGCCGGAGGUCUGGAGGUGUGCCGGGUCCUGAACGGGAUGUGGCAGGUGUCCGGAGCCCACGGGGCGGUGGAUAAAUCCCGGGCAGUGGAGGCCAUGCAGGCCUAUGUGGACGCUGGUCUGACGACAUUUGACAUGGCGGACAUUUAUGGGCCUGCGGAGGAAAUAUUUGGACAGUUCAACAGCCAGCUGAAGUCCAGGUUUCCUGGCCACGCCGCCCCAGCCCUGCAGAGUCUGACCAAAUAUGUGCCGAGACCGGGACCGAUGGAGCGCAAGGUGGUGGAGAAGGCUCUGCAGCGCUCUAUGGCCCGAAUGCAGGUGGACAAGCUGGACUGUGUUCAGUUUCACUGGUGGGACUACAGAGACAAGAGAUACCUGGAAGCACUGGGACACCUGUCUGACCUGCAGCAGGACGGAGUCAUACGCGAGCUCUCCCUCACUAACUUUGACACUCAGACGAUGGAGGAGAUCACCAGCCGAGGCAUCCGCAUCUCCAGCAACCAGGUUCAAUACUCUGUGGUUGACCAGCGACCUGCAGCGAAGAUGGAGCAGUUCUGUUUGGCCAAUAACAUUCAGCUCCUCACUUACGGCACGCUGGCUGGCGGCCUGCUCUCCGAACGCUAUCUGGGCAGGGCGGAGCCUACCUCCAGGGCGGAGCUCGACACCGCGUCCCUCUCCAAGUACAAGAAGAUGAUCGACGCUUGGGGUGGCUGGAGUCUUUUCCAGGAGCUCCUCGUCACCUUGGAGACCGUUGCCGAGAGACAUGCCUGCUCAUUGGCCUGCGUGGCAACGCGCUACGUGCUGGACCGCCCCGCGGUGGGCGGGGUCAUUGUUGGUUGCCGGCUGGGCGUCGCAGGGGCGGGGCAGCACAUCGGUGACAGCCUGCACAGCUGCAGUCCAGACCUGAAGCUGACGGCUGAAGAUCUCGCCGCCAUAGAAGCUGUGACACGUCGCUCCAGGGACCUCAUGACUCUCAUCGGAGACUGUGGAGACGAGUACAGGAGCUAAAAGAGGGGGGAGGGAGGAACUGACUGACAAGAUGUGACAGAUCAGUCAGGAGUAAAAAAAAAAAAAAAAAAAAAAAA
Mugil cephalus (flathead mullet) is the source of this 1322-nucleotide messenger RNA. RefSeq names its product flagellar radial spoke protein 5-like. The transcript has 8 exons. Bases 214 to 1245 code for a protein of 343 amino acids. The record is from RefSeq and is a predicted model, not a curated record. Lineage: Eukaryota; Metazoa; Chordata; Actinopteri; Mugiliformes; Mugilidae.